This is a messenger RNA of Periconia digitata, 1358 nucleotides long. Lineage: Eukaryota; Fungi; Ascomycota; Dothideomycetes; Pleosporales; Periconiaceae. The record is from the annotation of a GenBank genome assembly.
ACAUGUCUGGAGUGUAUGCUACUUUUUCACUCGUGUCCAAUUUUACACGCAUGCACCAUGUUGUUUUACUUUGGAUCCUAUGAUAUUUUCGUUGGUAUCAUCUCGCUAUUAAUAUGUUUGGAUAUCGUCGCCGUCGUCACCCGCGUGUAUGCCAGGAGGCUGACGCGCCAGAAGCUGGAGACGGAUGACUGGCUGGUCGUUCCGGUGCUGAUUUUGAAUAUUGGCAUGGCCGUAUCUGUCUUCAUUGGAAUCGGUGAUCAUGCUCUCACGCACAGGUACCCCACAAGCGAUGUAUCGCCAGAGCAAGCAGCUUAUGGAAAGGCGAAGCAAGGCGUUUUGAUGAAGAUUGAAUACGCAUUGCUCCUCAUGGUCGCCGCCGCACUCACCCUCAUCAAGCUUUCCUUUUUAUUCUUCUACAAACGUGUGUUUGUUUACGACAAGACGAACUGGAAAGAUGUUCGCAAUAUCAUCAUACAUGCUCUAAUCGCCCUCAUCAUCAUAUGGGGUCUCGGCUUCGUUCUCAUUAUGUUGACUGGGUGUCGCAAUCACUUCUAUGCACACUAUUCCACAUUGGAAGACACAAUGGGAAAAUGCAUCAACACAUUCCUGUACUUGUAUGCAUUUGCGAUAAGCGAUUUCAUAACCGAUGUCUUGAUCAUCCUGACGCCAAUACCUUUCAUCUUGAAGCUGAGGCUAUCUUUGAAACGCAAACUUGGUAUCAUGCUUGUGUUCCUCUUAGGAGCUCUGGCUGCUAUCACUUCCAUGAUGCGCAUGAUUUGGAUGAAGUACAUCAUGGACAUGACAGAAAGUCAGAUGCCACGGGAAUUUGCCAAUCCGAUAGACAUGCCAUUUAUCGUGAUCUCGACCGAAAUGUUUUGGUUCAUCCUUGAAGCAACGAUUGCUUUAAUCGCGGCCUGUCUACCGACCAUCUCGACGAUAUUCCGUACUGGGCCUGUUCAUCACUUCCUUCAAAACUUCUCUAGCAAAGGCUCUAUAAAAUCGGGCAGUACCUUCAGUGGAAAAUCGAGACUGGCGGAUUGGAGGAAGACUGGAGGACAGAGUAAACAUACUCAGGUGGAAGUAUAAGGUUGGUAAUUCAUAUUGUUAUCAAUGCAUGCAAUGUCUCUCAUCUGCAGUCAUCAUAUUUUUCAGACUUGAACAUAGAUUAUAGCUCCUAUUUGUAGUAUAUGUCACAUAAGAUUUUUACCAAAGCAAAUCCCUUUUCUUGUGUACGGGUGAAUCGUGAUAAGCACGGAACAUGGGUCCUGCCUGAAGCUCGAAGGCUGAUUCAUCGUGUUCUUCAAUACCAAGUGUUUGUGCUGCAUGGAAAUGCGAAGACCCCAAUAAUAGACUUAGUG